UGUGCAGUGCUAAUAUUAUUAAAAAAAUAAAAAUUUGAAAUAAUAACUACAUUUUUGUAAAUUAUUUGUGUAUAUUUAUUAAAUAUUAUAAUAGCUAUGAUUUUGAAUAAGUUUUAAAAAUUAAUAAAUAGCAAUAAAGUGGCUAAGUAACGGUUCUAAUGCUUGUCAUUCUUGCUGUCAGCAUUCUUGACUUGGAAGAACAACUGAAUUAAUUAGCUAUAUAAAUAAUGGAUUUUAAAUUAAAAUUUUUAUCAAGUUUUUUUAUUUUAUUUGUAAUAUUUUAUCACGAGGUAACAAGCAGUGACGGCAGAGUUGGAGAAAUUCUUCCAAAUGAUCGUGAAAUUCUGGUUGGUACUGAACUAGUAUUAAUAUGUAGUGUGAAUGUGACUUUUAAUUGCGGCAAAAUGUUAGAGUCAGACAGAGGCUUUUCCUUUGAAUAUAAAAAUCUCACAAGAGUUCCGGAUGAAUAUAUUACGCCUUUAAAUUUAUCUGCAAUUGAACUAAGAAUACCCAAUGCUCCAAUGAUGAAUGAAAGAUUUAAAUGUUAUUGUAAUAAUGACGCAAUUGAUUAUGCAUAUGUUAGAGUUGGUACCCCUCCACAAAAUGUAACUGAUUUUGAUUGUGUUGGUUAUAAUUUUGAAUAUUUAACAUGCAGCUUCUCGGAGUCAACAAAUCCGGCGUAUGAAACUUAUUCAUUAGAAUAUAGUGUGUCACAUGAGAUAGAAGAUGAAAAUAAUUUAUUUAUACUGCAGCAGUAUGUUCAUGAUUGUAUUGGACUCAAUUUAGAUCCUUCUAGUAAUAAAUAUGUUUGCAAUAUUACUGGAAUAGCAUAUUAUCAAGUACAUGAAAAUUAUAACUUUACAUUGAAGAUCAAUAAUUCUCUGGGAUCUUUGAAUCAGUCGUUUAAUAUUAAUCAAGUUGACAAAAUGAAGCCAGCAACACCUAAUUUAACAUUAGUUAAAUCAACGUUUGACAGUUUAAUGUUUUCAUGGACUUACAGUCGGGCACCUUUCUUCAAAAAUUGUAAAGGAUAUUCUUUAAUAUUCGAAAUAAAAUAUCUUCCAGAGUUAAAUAAGAAGGAGAAAAAUGAUGACGAUUUUAUUUUGUACAAUGUAACAAUACCGGACUCAAAGAACACGAUCAAUUAUACAAUUAAACUUGAAAAUUUGGAAUAUGCUUACACAUGGUAUGACAUUCGUGUCCGGUUAAGGGUUAAAUCGCCAAAGGUCAAAGAUACUCCUUGGAGUGAUACUUGCAAGAUAACAUCUCAAACAGGCUCUAGAACUCCAGAUAGCGCACCAAAAACUGAUGUGGGAAGCUUUUACAUUGACAAUUCUAAUCGUAAAGUUAAUUUAUAUUGGGAAACUUUAGCAUCAUACAAACAAAAUGGAAAAAAUACUAGAUAUAUUGUGAAAAGUAUUAUUGUUAAUGGAAUCAAAAUGAACCUGCAAGCACUCAAAAUGGCAUUAAACACAGCAACUUAUCAUUACAAUUCUUCUAAUGAAUAUGAAUUUCGAAUUAAAAGUGUGAAUGAAAUAGGAGAAUCCAAUAAUUACAGUGUAAUACGUAUUCCAAGACGGGAUGAAUAUCCAAAAGACUACUACUUGCCCAGAUACUUUAAUAAGAUAUUCCAUAACAAUAGUUAUGAGCUUACAUGGGAUGAACCGAUAAAUUAUAAAUAUCAAUUACAAGAUUAUACUGUGUUUUGGUGUAAAUCAACUCAAGAAUCUCAUACAGAUUGUGAAAAUUCAGAUGAAGGUUCAAUUCAUUUUGAGCGUGUAGAUAAAAAUCAAAAGAAUUUUACAAAACCAAAAAUUAAUAUUGAUUAUCACUUAAAUUUUGGUGUGUCCGCGAAUUACGAGCAUUUUAGUUCUGGAAUUGUGUGGGCACCAUGUACUGGACGAAAAACAGGCGAUUUUGACGAAGUACAGGUGUUAUCAUCUAAAGCAGAGAAACAAACUAUUACGAUUUCAUGGAAUUUGGACUGUGUUUACAGACCUAUUUUGAAGGGCUAUAAUUUGACUUAUUGUCCUUAUACAGAGAACGUGAAUGGGUUAACGCAAGGUAUUGAGCCUAAUUGUACGGAGCCAGAGCAAUAUAUAAAUAUCACCAAAAAUAAGGCACCUGGUGAAUAUGUGUUGAGAAAUUUAAAACCAUACAAAAGCUAUAAAAUAAACAUUAACAUGUUCUCGGAAACAAAGUCUGGACCAAAACUAAGUAAACCUAUUUAUGCUACUACAAUGGAAGCAGCUCCAUCCAUUCCGAGGAAUUUGGUUCUCGUUAAUAAAACUAGCAAUUAUGCAACAAUACAAUGGGAAGUUCCAGAAAAUAAAAAUGGAGAUAUAAGAUAUUAUGAAAUAUUUUAUAAUGAAAACAGCAAGAAAUUAGAGAAAGUUAAGAUACCAGAUAAUAGCUCGAUUAUUACAUAUAGGCUUGAGCACUUAAAAUCUUUCCAUAAUUAUAAAGUUUAUGUGAUUGCUUUUACAGUGUCUCCAUCGAGUCGCAGCAAUGAUUUGACAUUCAAAACUUGGAUGGGUCAACCUGAUUCCUUGAAAACUGCAAGUUCUGAUUUGCAAAACAGCGAUAAAAAAAUUAUUAUGUGGGACCCACCUGUGGAUCCUGCAGCCAGUAAAAUAAGUUUCUAUAAAAUAACCAUCAAUUCAAAGCAGGGUGAUAAAAGACCUUUUCAAGUUGUUUCUUUUGUCACUGAAAAUAAAUGCACGUUCAGACCAGUCUGUAAAACAUUUGAAAUUAAAGCAGAAGUGAAAGGAGCUGCUGUAAAUGCCAUUCCAAAAGAAGAAUUUGAUUUUGAACGCUUUGAACAUAUUGGAUUCUUCCCAUGCGGUAAUCCAACGUCUAAUGAAACAGCAAGUCCAGACGAUCACGAAGUUAGUUCUACAUUCUCUUAUUUGCAAAGUGAAUUUGAUGAAUUCGAUUUUACUUGUGAGGAAGAUAUAAGAAAUACCAAAUCAAAAUUUAAUGAUAAAUAUUGUGGAACUAGAGAAUAUAAAUUUUUAGCUGGAAAUGAUGAAUUGAUUUAUGGUUUUGAAUGCAAUUUGGGUAAAAAAGAAUUAACACAAACCUUGUUUUUGGUGUUGGCUAUAUCAGUUUUCGUGUUUGCUAUGUCAAUGUCAACCUUUUUCGGCGUCAAAAAAUUUAAAAAAAUGAAAAAUAUUGAUUUUGUAUUACCUCCUGGGCUAGACGAUUUGAAUCAAUUAGAAAACAAUAAAAACAACCAAGGGAAGCCAUCAAUUGAAAGACAAAAUAUAGAGAAAGUCAAUGAAAACUUACAUUUACUUAGUAGUAUUGAUAAUGGCUCGAUAGGUUAUUUGAACUGUAGCGAAUCUGAAAAAAGCUACGAUGUUAAUUGUAGUAAUGAUGUAAUUUGUAAUAACGAUGAUGCACAAAGUUCAACACAAAGUCAAAAUUCAGAAGAAAUGAGUGAUAUGAGCAAUCAAUCUAACCAUAGUUCAAGAUCCGAAUCACCUAAUUUAAGUGAUUUACAAUCAAGAAAAGAAAUGAAUUUUAUAAUGCAGCCGCAAAAUGGUUUGAAUAAUACAGGAAAUAUUUCAGCGGGUGAUGGAUACGUGCAACAAAGUGUUUUGCAGAAGCAUCCUCCUCCAUCAUCUGUUGGAAAUGGCUAUACAGUUUUAGAAACAUUGGGAAAUAAACCAACAAUUAUUACAAAUCCCAUGCCAACAUCAUCUAUUGACACAAGCAAUUACGUUAAUCCAAGCUCAAUUAAUUUGGUUGCGAAACCAAAAGUAUUUUUAACAUCAACUACAAAUCCUAAUAAUCCCACUUUAGCUGGAUAUGUUACGCAUAAGCAACUUUCAGAUUACGGGCAGCAGAAGCGACAUUAAAUUAUAUAAAAAUUUAGUUUGUUGAAAACUAAAAAAAUUAUAAUUUAUAUUUAAUUUUGAAAAAACAAGAGAAAAUAAGAAUUAAGAUAAAAGAAAAUUUUAAAUAAAAAUUUUUAAUUUAAAUAUUUUAGUAAAUAAAUCAUCUAUUCAUGUAAGAAAAUGUAAGAAUAAAUUUUUAGCAAUUAUUUACUUAAGAGUAUAUUUAUAUUUAGAAAAGUGAAAAUAUAUUUUUAACUAGGUGGUAAUAACAUUUUAAUGUUUUACUCGUGAAAAAAUGGAUUUUAUUAAAUUAAUAUGUGUCGAUGAGGAAUAUACCAUGUUUAUAGAAAUAUGUUUUUUUGAGGUCACAGUUUGCAGUUUAUGAAAGUUUCAUUCAUACUUUAAUCAUUUUAAUUUCAGAUUCAUUAUACACAGUUAUUACAUGACAUAUUAAUUAGUAUUUACAUACUUUUAAUACUUUAUUUUUAAUACGAACAGGUUUCUUGACAAUUAGUUUUAAAGUAGUUUUUUUUUUAUUUUUAAUUUAACAAAUUUAAAAAAAGUAUUAGGAAAACAAAGCAAGUAAAAAUAAUUAUAAAAGAACAACGAAUGUAUAAAAUGCGAUCAGUCGGUGCUAAAUUGUUUAUUUUUUUGUUUAUAGAACUUUUCUACAUUUGAGAUUUGUGUGAUUUAAACUGUGACUUAUAUAAAUAUCACGCGUUUGUUAAUAAAAGGUCCAUGUAAUAAUAUUCUAUUUUCAUUAAUUUAAGGAAUUUUUCUAUUUUAAAAAAUUCUUAUAUGUUUUUGAAAAAUUUUUCAAUUAUAAAUAGACUGAUAAGAACAAUUACUUAAUUGCUUUUUAAAAAAUUAAAACUAGAUUUUAAAUUUAUUAUCAACAAAUAUUUAAACUAUAGGCUCAAUUAUGGAAGUCGAUUCGUAAAUCGAUUAAAUUAGAAUAUUUCAUUUGAAAAAUUUUCAUGUUGAUUCAAUUUUUUAUUAAAAAAAAUUAAAUUUUGCAAUUUAUAAAUAAUACAUUUUUGCUUUGAAAUUCGUUUCUUGUGGGCAUAUUUUGUAAAUGAAAUGUUUCUUUCAUAAUUGAGUAAAGAAGAAAAUACUUAACUUGCCAUUUUAAUAUAUUAUCGUUCACUAAUUAUCUUAGUAGAAAAACAGGACGGGAACAUUUUUCAAAAACUGCUUUUUAUUAUUUUCUGAUGAAAGAAAUUGUAUUUUUUUUUUGGAAGAUCAACUUUUAUAACUUACUGCAAUGUAUAAUUGCCUAAUUUUCUUCUAAAUUAAAACGUAAAUUUCGCUGAUAUAAAAAUAUUGUAUUUAAAUAAGUUUAAAAUACAUAUUAGAAUUUUUAUAUUAAAAACAUUUGUAUUUUUCAGUUUUAAUACUUUUCUCUUUAAUUCAUACUUUUUUAAUUAGAAUAUUGUAUUAGGCAUAUUUUAAUUGAACGGUAAAUAUUUGAUAUUUUAAUGUGUUAUAAACUAUAAAGCUGUUAGCUUAGUUAGCUAAAAUUAGCUAAGUAUUCAUCUUGAAAAUAAGCAGUGGUGCCUUGUGUCUUUGAUUAAGAAAUAUGUUUUUAUUUUGAAAUUUCGUUUUAUUUGAAAUGACUCACAUUUUAGCUAUUUUUAGUAUUUAAAAAAAUUAAUAGUUAUAUAUCUCAUUAUUUAUCAUUAUUAUAUUAUAAUCUUAUGUUGUAAUAAACUGAACAAUUUUUAUAUCAUAGAAUUAAGCGGGAAAAUAAUUUUUAGUUGUGUUUUUAAGUAUUUAGUUUUGUAAAAUUAUAAUAUAAUGUAUGACAAGGUUUUACAUAUUCAUAUAUGUAUAAUAAAACGUAAUAGUGUAGAUAUUGAAGAUUUUCAAUGUCCCCAGUAACUUAUUUAUGCAUUACCAUAAUUCCAAUUAUUUUUAUCUUUUUAAUUUUCUGAAAGAAACUAAUAAAAAAUAUAUAUGUAUUGCUAAUAUACUAAAGAAAUUUUUAUAUUUAAAAAAGGUUUUUUAAAUGUAUUUAUCACUUUGCCAAUUAUUUCAAUUAAUUUAUCUCAAAAAUAUGAAAAACGAUUAAAAUAUACUGGGCCAAACUAAUUAUUUUGGUACCAUAAUUUUUGUCUGUUCUUAUAAAUGAUUUAUUGUCGAUAAGUAAUAAAAUUGAUAUUAAAUUGUUAAAUUUUUAUCUAUUUUGUAAAAUAUUUGGACCUGAAUUGUAACAAAAAUUUUUGAUCUUAUAAAUUUUAACGUUUCUUUUUUUCAAAUUUUCAAUGUUUAAACAAAAUUCGAUGUAAUGAUGCACGUAAAAAUUAAUGUAUUAAAUAAAAGAUAUAAAAAUUUAUAGGAAUCGCUAUUAUUGUGUUGAAAUGUCUUGCGUGUUUUUUUAUAUAGAAUUUUUAAUUAAUAUUUUUUUAAUUUAAUAUUAUUUUAACAAUAAUAAAUUAAUAUUAUUAUUAAAUUAAUUAAACACUUUUUUCGAAAUGAAUCAUAUUGAAUUUGAAAAAAUAUUUAAUUUAUAUUUGAAUUUAAUAUCUAAGAUAAUUUCAAAAGAUUUUUAAAAUGAUUAAUUUAAUAAAUGUUAUAGUUAGGCCUUUCUAGCUAAAGUUUUUUGAAAAAACUUUUUGUAAAGGAGUUUAUAUCAAUUUUUUUCCAUUUUCUUUUAGUUUUAUGUUUUUUUUUUCGUAGGAAUCUGUAUAUACUAUAUUAAAUUCACAGAUAUUUGAUACAAUAAAAGCGAUUCAUAAUGCCUGACAAAAGUUUAAGGUUUCAAUUAAUUAUAUUUAGUAAGAAGUUCUUAGGCAACUAUAAAAAUAUUUAGAAAAUAAUUUUAACAUAUAUAUAGUAAUACAUAUUUACAAAUUGAGUAUAUGUGCAAGGUAUGAAUAUUAAAUAUAUACAUAUGUAAAACAUUAUAAUUUAGAUAUGUUAAAACAUACAUGUAUAUAUAUAUAUAUAUAUAUAUAUAUAUAUAUAAAUAUUUAUGAUAUGUAUAUAUAAUAACAUAAUAUAUAUAUAUAUAUAUAUAUUUAUAAAAUUCAUUAUGAUUUUUAAUUUAUAGGCUAUCACUGUACAUGUUUAUAAAAAAAAAAUCGUAACUAUGCAAACAAAAUUGACUGAAAUUUUGGGUAAUUUAAUAAGAAAUUCAUUGUACCUUCAUUUUAACUUUCAUUUUUAAUCUACAAUUAAAUAUUAACACUACGAAUUAAUUCAUUAAUGAUAAGCUAUUAUUUUUGAAAAUUAUGGAUUAAGAUCCUUUUAAUUUUUUUUUUAUUUGAUUACGAAUGUCAUGUUAAUUAGAAG
Molecule: messenger RNA, 7136 nt
Organism: Condylostylus longicornis
Lineage: Eukaryota; Metazoa; Arthropoda; Insecta; Diptera; Dolichopodidae
Gene: dome
Product: cytokine receptor
Exons: 15
Coding region: 228-3863 (1211 amino acids)
Molecular function (GO): protein binding
Source: RefSeq, a predicted model, not a curated record